Molecule: messenger RNA, 2521 nt
Organism: Cucurbita pepo subsp. pepo (vegetable marrow)
Lineage: Eukaryota; Viridiplantae; Streptophyta; Magnoliopsida; Cucurbitales; Cucurbitaceae
Product: serine/threonine protein phosphatase 2A 57 kDa regulatory subunit B' kappa isoform
Biological process (GO): signal transduction
Cellular component (GO): protein phosphatase type 2A complex
Molecular function (GO): protein phosphatase regulator activity
Source: RefSeq, a predicted model, not a curated record
GAGAGAGAAGAGGAGAUUAAAUGGAAAAUUGGUGUGUUGUAAAGCUCUUGCAUUUUCUCUUGGAAAAUGGCAAUGAGGGUUCUCCCAUUCCCAUCUACCAAGAAAAAACAAAAAGGAGAAACAAAUCGAAACCAGAGAGAGAGAGAGAGAGACAAAUAGUGCUCUGUUGAUCUUCAUUGCUCCAUGCUUUUCAUGAACAUCAAGCAUUAUACAUCGUUUUGCAACGGGAUGAACGCUUAAUUUCCUCUUCUUUUCGCUUUCUCAAUCUCCGCCAUUAUCCAAGAUCUCUCUCUUCAUCAAUCCUCCUUCUUUUCCUCUCUCUAGUGAUUAUUUUGAUUUUGAAUGUUGCGGUUUCGUUUUGCUUUUCUGUUCAUCAAACCCUAAAUCUUUCUCUGCUUCUUUCCUCUGUUUUUAUGGCUUUCUUUUCUCUCUUCUGCGAUUCUUGACUUUCUUAAUGUUUGUUGAACUUGAUCCGUUUCGUUUUCUUCGAAUUGCGUUUUUCGAUGGACAGGAUUUUUGUGGAUCUGACAUUCUGUCGAUGUCCUCUGGAAUCUCUGUAUUUUCCAUCUUGAAUUUGGUUCUUGCUUUUUGAUUCGUUCAAAUUCAUGGCCGAGACAUAGGGUUCGUUUUGGUUACUAUUUUGGGCCUGUAGUGAUUGAAGUUUUCUUUCUGGGUUUGAUCUUUCCCUUUGAUUCGAUUCUUCACAAUGCUCAAGCAGAUCUUCAGCAAGCUUCCUCGAAAGUCAUCUGACUCGUCGGAUUCACCAAAAACGCCUCGGUCAUCGUCGAAUCGUUCAAGUCCGAGAAGUAGCUCUACAUCCUCCGCCCAUGGGACUCCGAAAUCAAGCAGUGGCGCUUCUGCCUCUGGCCGGUCCAAUGCUACCAAGAAAACUUCUUCUGCAGUCUUCCCUGCGAGCCUCGUGGCCGGAAUCGAGCCGCUGGUGCCUUUCAAUGACGUGCCCUCGUCUGAGAAGAUGAACCUCUUUGUGAGUAAACUGAGUCUUUGCUGUGUUACCUUUGAUUUUACCGACCCCAGUAAGAACUCCAUUGAAAAGGGUGUUAAAAGGCAAACGUUGGUUGAAUUAGUGGAUUUUGUUGGAGCUGGAACUGUGAAAUUCAACGAACCUGCGAUUCAUGCAUUGUGUAAAAUGUGUUCUGCUAAUCUGUUUAGAGUUUUCCCACCGAAUUAUCGGUCUAACAUGAUUGGUGGCGGCGGCGGCGGUGGUGGUGGUGAAAAUGAUGAUGAUGAGCCCACAUUUGAUCCUGCUUGGCCUCAUUUGCAGCUAGUUUAUGAUUUGCUGCUUAAGUUCAUACAUUCUUCAGGUGUUGAUGCUAAGGUUGCAAAGAAGUAUAUGGAUCAUUCGUUUAUCUUGAAACUGUUGGAGUUGUUUGAUUCAGAGGAUCCCAGAGAAAGGGAAUGUUUAAAAACAAUUCUCCAUAGAAUCUACGGGAAGUUCAUGGUUCAUCGGCCUUUCAUACGAAAGUCGAUCAACAAUAUAUUUUAUCGAUUCGUAACCGAGACCGAACAACAUAACGGCAUUGCUGAGUUGCUGGAGAUCUUUGGGAGUAUAAUCAGCGGGUUUGCUUUACCUCUUAAAGAGGAACACAAAAUCUUCUUGUGGAGGGUUUUGAUUCCUCUGCAUAAGCCAAAAUCUGUAGGCGCCUACUUUCAACAACUUUCAUACUGCAUUAUGCAGUUCGUGGAGAAGGAACCGAAGCUAGCGAGCGUCGUGGUUAAAGGACUGUUGAAGUAUUGGCCGCUUACGAAUAGUCAGAAAGAGGUGAUGUUUCUGGGUGAGUUAGAGGAGAUUUUGGAAGCAGUUAACAUGUUGGAAUUCCAGAAAGUCAUGGUUCCUUUGUUCUGGCGCAUAGGAUGCUGUAUUAACAGUGCCCACUUUCAGGUAGCUGAAAGGGCCCUUUUCUUAUGGAACAACGACCACAUCGUGAACUUGAUUGGACACAACCGACACGUGAUAUUGCCCAUCAUACUUCCCACCUUAGAGAGGAACGCGCAGAGCCAUUGGAAUCCAGCAGUGGUGAACCUGACCCUUAACGUUAGAAAGAUAUUCAUGGAGAUGGAUGAUGAGCUAUUCAUAUCCUGCCAUGCACACUUCAAGGAGGAAGAAGCAAAAUUAACCGUUACAGCAACGAAACGAAAGCAGAUAUGGGAGCGACUCGAGGACGCAGCAGCCAAUGUCCAACCGAUGGCUGGGAGAACUGCCGUGCUGGUAACUCCUUUAACAUCCUCAAUAGCCUGCUGAGUCUGCCUCCAUUGAUAACAAAACAUGAAAACUCAUUCAAUCUCAAUCUCACUCUCAAACCAGUCCCCCCACCCCAUGUUUUUUUCUUUCUUUGUGCCUGUUUCUUCCAUGUGGGUAUCUCUGCAAUGAGGGUGGAAAUAUCAGAGGGAAGAGGGGACAUGGUUGCUUGUAAUCUUAUUAAGGGUCCUGUAAUUUCCCUGUCGUUAUAUGAUGUCGGAUAUCUUAGCUUCUUCGCAAGUUCCUUGCACUGCAUUUCACUUA